Molecule: messenger RNA, 5611 nt
Organism: Scomber scombrus (Atlantic mackerel)
Lineage: Eukaryota; Metazoa; Chordata; Actinopteri; Scombriformes; Scombridae
Gene: flt1
Product: fms related receptor tyrosine kinase 1
Exons: 30
Coding region: 224-4018 (1264 amino acids)
Biological process (GO): vascular endothelial growth factor receptor signaling pathway; positive regulation of kinase activity; protein phosphorylation
Cellular component (GO): signaling receptor complex; plasma membrane
Molecular function (GO): ATP binding; vascular endothelial growth factor receptor activity
Source: RefSeq, a predicted model, not a curated record
GUGGUGUUCUGUUGCGUGAUCUCCCGCAGCUAUCCUCAGGAAACCAACCAUCUCUGUUCACUGGCCGUCAGCGCUGAGCGCCACAGCAGCCAAGUGCGCUGUGCUGUGUGUGCUUGUGUGUGUGUGUAGUCUAACCCUGGAGGGGAGAAAACAACAGCAGGAAUAAAACUUGUCUCAUAUUUUAUCUUUGAAACGCGCUCAUUGCACCGGAGUCUGCAACACCAUGAAUACUAUUCUCAUCUGUCUGCUUUGUGGAUUGUAUGGCGUUCUUGCGAAAGAUAAAGAGCAAAAGGGGAAGUACAGUGUUCCAAUACUGGAUGUGAAAACCCAGCAGCUGGUUAUGGAUGCCAACCAGACACUGUUGCUCAACUGCAGGGGUCGAUGGGAGCUGACUUGGGGGUUCCCAGCAGGCUUUGCCAGAGAUCAGGUGCAAGUGGAGGAGUCACGCUGUGGGAGGACAAGACAGAACUACUGCAGCCGUGUGACGAUCAACCGCGCACAGGCCCUGCACACCGGCCAGUUCCGCUGCCGGUACCGACACCGUACCCGAAAACAGACCUCUGUUUAUGUAUAUUUCACAGACAGCCAGCAGCCAUUUGUGGAACAUCCGACUAUGAGCGCAGAUGUGGUGUACAUGAAGGAGAAGCAGCCGCUGGUCAUCCCCUGCAGGGUCACCCACCCUAAUGUCACCACCACGCUGGUUAAGUUCCCCAGCCACAGCCUAAGUCCAGACCAGAGGAACAUUGUUUGGAGCAGCAAGCAAGGCUUCACCAUUCGAACUCCCACCUUCUUUUACAUCGGCCUCUUCUUCUGCCAGACCACCAUUGACGGCGUCACACACAACUCACGUAUAUACUUUGUCCACAGACCAGUGAGUAAUAUCAUGGAGGUGUAUCUGAACAGCAGUGGUCCAGUGCAGGCCCUGAAGGGAGAGAGACUAACCUUGAACUGCACUGCCACCGGGGAGCUGAACACCAGAGUUAACAUCACCUGGGAUUACCCUGGAAAGAAUAACAACACGGCUGUCAUCUCCAAAAGGAUCAUGAAACACAGAACGCACAUGUUGUUCUACAGUAUUCUGACCAUCCCGAAGCUUCAGCGUUCAGACCGAGGCCUGUACACAUGCCGUGUUACCAGCGGUGAAAAAACAAAACAACAAGAAGUCCCUGUUACUGUCUAUGACCGUCCAUUUAUCCGUUUGAAGCCCAGAAAAGGGGCUGUGAUGGAAGUUCAAGCGGGACAGAAAUCUUACCGAAUCUCUCCCAAACUAAAAGCGUUCCCUGCCCCUGAAGUCAUCUGGUUGAAAGAUGGCAAGGUGGCAGCAGAGCAAUGCUCCAGAUACCACAUGGACAUGAAUUCUCUGGUGAUCCGGGAUGUGGCAGAGGAGGAUGCUGGGAAAUACACCGUCCUGGUACGAAUCCAGGAACACGGACUCUACCAGAAUCUCACACUCACACUCGUGGUCAACGUGAGUCCUCAGAUAGGGGAGAAAGCGGUGUCAUUGCAGGAUCCCGGCUCUGUGCCACGGGGGAGCAGACAAGCUCUGUACUGCACAUCCCAUGGCGUCCCUCCUCCGCACAUCCAGUGGCUCUUUCAUGCCUGCCCAUCCAAAGGCCUGUGUGUGUGUCCAACGUCCUCCUCGCUAUGGAGCCCUAUAACAGAGAGAAUCCCCGCCACGUCCACAUACAACCACAUCCUGAGUGUUACGCACAGACAGGAAGUGCUUCAGGGGAAGAAAAAGACGGUGGGGGUCCUGACUGUGGCAGAGGCCUUUGUGUCUGGAGUGUAUCGUUGCAUUGCCUCCAACUCUGCAGGCGCAGACCAACUAGACAUCCACUUCUAUAUCACAGAUGUCCCAGGAGGCUUCAGUGUAGGCAAAAGGGAGGAACCUAGAGAGGGCGGAGACCUCCAUCUCACCUGUAUAGCCAAUAAGUACCUGUUUACAGCAUUGUCAUGGCAACGAGUGAACGACACAGAGGAUGCCCAAUCCCUGAGCCCUGCCCUGAGUAGGGAGGUCACAUCAGGGGAGUUCUCCCACUCUCUGCUCCUGUUGCUUAACAACCUCACAGCCAGAGACUCUGGGAUCUACAGAUGCUCCGCCCACCACUUCGUCACAGGACAGGUGAUGCACCUGGACACACAGGUGGUGGUCACAACUCUGGAGCCUCCAGUGCUGCUUGACAAUUUGACAGAUUGUACUGUCAAUGUGAGCAGCUCCGUGACCCUCAGCUGUCCCUCUGUGGGCACCCCACCCCCGACCAUCAAAUGGUAUAAGAAUGAACGUGCUCUGUUGCAGGGAUCAGGCAUCGUCAUAUCACCAGAAGAUGGGACUCUCCAUAUUGACCGGAUCACAGUGGAGGACCAGGGUCUAUACACAUGCCAGGCCACCAAUGAGAGGGGAUCUGCAGAAAGCUCUGCCUAUAUAUGGGUCAACAGUGCCUCAGAAGCCUCAUUUUUAGAAAUCCCCACUCUCACCUGUACCUGUGUGGUGGCCACUCUUCUCUGGCUUUUGCUCACACUCUUCAUACGUAAACUGAGACAGCCCAACAGCUCAAACACCAAACCAGAGUACCUGUCAAUCAUACUGGACACAGGAGAGGGGCCAAUAGAGGAGCAGUGUGAGAGACUGCAAUAUGACCCCAACCAAUGGGAGUUCCCCAGAGAGCGGCUCAAAUUAGGGAAACCUCUGGGCCGUGGAGCUUUUGGUAAGGUGAUGCAGGCGUCAGCAUUUGGUUUAGAAAACUCCACAAGCUGCAGGACUGUUGCAGUUAAGAUGCUCAAAGAGGGCGCAACAGUCAGCGAACACAAAGCUCUGAUGACUGAGCUGAAGAUUCUCAACCACAUAGGCCACCAUCUGAAUGUAGUCAACCUCCUAGGAGCCUGCACCAAGCCAGGAGGACCGCUCAUGGUCAUUGUUGAGUACUGUUGCUAUGGGAAUCUUUCUACCUUCUUGAAGAGCAAGAGGGAGGUGUUUGUGCACAACAUGGUGGCUGAAGAAAAGGAUGAAGAGCCAGGGUGUUUUGGCAGCGUUAGAUCAGAGUUUGAUGAGAGAGACAGCAAAGACAGUGAUCUAGAGCACAAAUCUGCCUCCAACUCUCCUUUAUAUCUGAAGGAUCUCAUCUCCUUCAGCUUCCAGGUGGCACGAGGAAUGGAGUUUCUGGCCUCUCGCAAGUGUAUUCACAGAGACCUGGCAGCCAGAAAUGUUUUGCUGUCAGAUAAUAAAGUGGUGAAGAUCUGUGACUUCGGCCUGGCCAGAGACAUUUACAAAGACCCCGACUAUGUCCGCAAGGGAGAUGCUCGCCUCCCUCUGAAGUGGAUGUCUCCAGAGUCCAUCUUUGACAAGGUGUUCACCACCCAGAGUGACGUGUGGUCCUUUGGCAUUCUGCUGUGGGAGAUCUUCUCUUUGGGAGCUUCCCCAUAUCCUGGUCUUCAAAUAGAUGAGGAGUUCUGCCACAGGCUGAAAGGGGGAACGAGGAUGCGAGCGCCAGAGUACAGCACACCUGAGAUUUACAGCACAAUGCUUGCCUGCUGGGAGGCCAGUCCCACAGACCGACCCACCUUCACUAACCUGGUGGAGACACUGGGAGACCUGCUACAGGCGAGGGUGCAGCAGGACGGGAAGGACUAUAUUCCUCUGGGAUCUUUCAUGACCGGAGACACAAAUCACAACAAAACAUUUAAAGAAAACCCACUUGCUGUCACAAACCUAAGCUACAUGAGGGGUAUGGCCACACUUCAGACUUUUGAGGAACUGCCAUGCAAGGAGCCAGACAGCCCUGACGAUGAGCAGAGUGACAGCGGCAUGGUCCUACCGUCGGAGGAGCUCAAGCGUCUUUCAUGGAAUAACGGGAUCUUCUCCUUCAGUAAGAGUCGGGGCAACCAGGGGCCCUUCCUGCGCAAUGACAGCACAGGUCUCCAUGACGAAGAGCCGUCCAUCGUGCCGCGUGAUUGGGAGUCUGAUGAGGGGAGUUCCCCUCCUCCUGACUACAACUCUGCCUUUCUCUACCCAUCCCUCUAGCAUCUGCUCUCUGAUUCUCCGACAACUUUAUUCAAGACUUAAGAUUUGUAUUAUCCCGUUUUGUAUUUUAAUUUGCUCGUACCUUAUUCAGCUUUUCCACUUUGCUGUUUGCAUCCUCUACCUCAUUAUAGUAUGCCUAUUUCCUCCUACUCUUCCUUCACUUCAGUCUAAACCUCCCAAAUCCUUUUCCCAUUUUCCUCCUUUAACCAAACUUAUCAUUUCUCUUGCAUAGACAGAAAACGUCCUUUUUGCCUGUAUCCUGUUUCCAGAAACCAUAUACUGUUGGACAACAAAGCCUCAGUAUUAUCAAGUAUUAUCUUCCCACACACAACCCUUUCCAAGAGCAGCUAGGUAUUACCUGACAGUACUUAUCCUGUGCAGUUAUGUGGAAUGUAUUUACUGACCUACAACUAUUAAUAGAGCUUAUUGUAUUGGUACCUCAUGCGCUGAGCUUUGUGAAGAGGAACACUGCUGUAUGAAAUUAUUGUUCCUAUGACACAGCCGUUAUAUGCUGGAAGAAGUUAUUAUUCAUUGACUUAUAUCAUGUGUUAGACAGGAUUUACCUGUCGAUAUUUAUUUCAAUGCUGUAAUCAUUUCACGAAUAAUUCACUUAUUAAUCAUUUCUUGAAUCUGAUGUCUGGAUCUGAUCUAUAUAUAUAUAUAGCAUAUUUGAUUUGAUUUUAUGUCAUGCAUCCUCCGACACAGAGACAUGUCAUUUAAACUCAACUUUAUGUUUUUCAUUAGCAAAUACUAUUGAAUGCAUGAAGGUCAGUGCAAUUAAGUGUAAAGUUUUUGUCCUUAAGUGUGUUCCCUCCCCCAAAAAAUAUUAGUCAAUUGACAGUUUUGAUGCUGUUAAUUGUUUUAAAGUUGUUUUUUUUUCAUUCAACAAGAAAACUUUCCAGUCUGCUGCCUUUCAUGUGAAAGAAAUGUAGUAUUUUUUGACUUUGGACUGUUAGACAAAACAAACCACUUGAAGAUAUCAACUUGGUCCCCGCAUAUUUCAAAACUUUUUUUCUAGUGCUGCAGUAAUCCAACUUUUUCAGUUCUGAUACUGAUACCUAAAUUUGGGUAUUGGCCGUUAUCUGAUACCAGAUCGGCCCAUUGUCACCAAUCCCGAUCCACUUAUCUGAGUAGGUAGCAGUAACAGUAUCUGUGCAUUUAACUUUUUUCUAACAUUUUAUAGACCAAAUUAUUGCUCAAAAGAUCAAACCAAAAAGGAUUUUAACAUAAAUACAUGAGAUAAAAAUAAUAGCACUCAUCCAAUCUUUAAACAUCUGCAGCCUAAGGCAGACUCACUUUAAACCUGGUAUACAGAUGCAAUCUGUUAUCUGGGUAAAAACAUUUGAUUAUGUGCCUGUGCGUUUUUUGUUUUCCCAAUUUCUAGUUGUCCAUCGAACAAUCUGCUUAUAUGGGGUCCAAAUGUCAGUCAUUAGUAGACAAAAACAGACAUUUAAGACUAAGGACACUGCCAUUAUUGUCUAUAAGGAGUGAACAAGAACAAUGCCAAUAAAAAUGUCCACACUUUAUAUUAUUAGAGCAAACUUCAGUGAUUGUGCAUCCUUGGUAGAGUGCUAUUUUCUGUUUCCUGUUUUA